AUGUCGUCGACGUCAAAAGACCCGAGCGCUCGACUCAAUGGCAUUUUCCAAGACGCGUCCGGCUCGGGUGGAGGCAACGAUGCACUGCGGUACACAGCACCUCGAGAGCCUUCCCAGCACCACCACCAGCAGCAACAGCAGCAGCAGCAACAAGCCGCUGCACCAGCCGCCGCUUCGACCGCUUCCUCGGUCGUGUACUCGACAAUGGUCUCGCUCUAUCAAUACAACACGACGACACGCACGUACGUCCAGCAAGGAGGGGCGACCGCUAACACAAAAGCCGCUGUUGGCUGUGUCAUUGUAGGCAGCAACACCUCGUACAAUCUGCUGUUUUAUAACGCCGGGAAGCAGCACUUGUGUGCCGUUCCCCUCACGCUCGCGACGUUUCAGCCGACGUUGCAAGCCAAGAGCUACGUGAACUUUUACGACGAGAAAGCGGUGAAUUGGUCCGUUAAGUUUGCAAGCGAUGACCAAGUGGCGGCGUUCAUGCGUCAGGUUUUCCUUGCCAAGAUUCACGUGGAGAUCUGGGGCACGGACAAGACCGUGACCAAGACGAACCCGAGGGCACUGAUUCCAGAUGAUUUGGUGUUUGUCACGCCCGAAGCUCAACCAGUGAGCAACGGGGACACUGUUGCUGUCGCGUUUCGGGCGUGGCGAGUGGUGGGGAAUGCCAGCUCGGCGCCAGGGGAUGUCGUCACGAAGUACGCACCUUUUGAAAAAGCAGGCGAGCACGAGUUGCGCAAAAUUCGACUUGGAGACAGCAACGAACGGAUCAAAGCGUUGGAAGAGAGCAUUGUGGGUAUGAAAAAGGGCGGCAAGCGGAUGGUGUUGGUCCCACCGGGGAGAACAAACGGACAGGAUUGGUAUCUGCUCGAGAUUGAGCUGGUGAAAACCAAGACAGGACAUAGUGCUACUCAAAAGAAAGCUGUAUCGGCGGGUGACACCAGCGUUGCAACUGACGAUGCACCGGAUGUAUCUUCGGGUCGAAAGGCUCCACGACGACGUUCCAGUCCAAGCUCUGCCAGUAAAACUGCUGCUGCUGCAGCGACGUCGACGAGUCCAAACUUGACACGUCAUCCACAUGGUCGAAAUGAUAAUGCGGGAAAUGGCGACCUUGUGCCGUAUGAUGAAGACAGCACCGCUGCUAAACGCGAUAUGGAGCUCAAGGAGCUUCGUUUGCUUCAACGCGAGCAACAGUUGGAGCUACAGAUGCGAGCGCUCGAACGUGAUCGGAUGGGUGCUGCUGGAGGUAGCAGUGGCUUCGGAUCCAUGGGCUACGGUUUGGGUGGCGGUUUUCAAAGCAACUUUUUAGGCUCUUCUACACUAUUUGAUGGUAACCCGCGGGGUGGGAUGCGCCCCGUCGACACGGCGCUAUCGGAACUAAACGCCAAAGUGGACUACCUCAUUCGCAUGGCACCAGGCACGUCAUCUAACGCAGGGUAUGGUGUAGGUGCAGGUCCGAGUGAUGUUGCCGCGGUGCUUCGUGGUGUGGAGAGACUAGCUGGCGAAAACGAUCGACUCUUGACUCAGAUUAAUUCGCAACACCAGCAGCAGUCAUCGUACGAGAAGCGUUGUGAGGAGCUUCUGGAGCAAAAUCGGCGUCUUCAAGAAGAGAAGCGUAUGCUGCAGGAUCGUUUUCAAUCUGCUGCAAGCUCGCAGCUGAAUGCCACUUCCGAGCUCGCAUCUCUUGCUAGUGCACGGGAUGCUGCAGUUACGCAGACGAGCCGUUUGCAUGCUGAGUAUCAGCAGUUAUUGGCGGCUUACUAUCAGCUCCAGCAGCGACAAGGGUCCAGCAACGAGACUGAGGAACAUAAGCAAGCUUUGAGUUUUGAACGCGAAGCCCGCUCGCGAGUUGAAAAGGAGCUAGCCAAGGAAACACAGGCCCGAUCGUUGGCAGAGCAGGAGCUAGCACUCGCGAAGAAGCAGCACGAUGUGACUUUGCAAGUGAAAGCUUCAGAGCUGUCCACUGCGACUGGUCAACUCGAGCAGCAGGUACGCUCGCUUCAGGCGCAACUGCAGAAAGCAAAUGACGACAUGGUGCGACUGCGAGCUUAUGCGGAGGAGCAGACGCAACAUUUGGCAGCACAGAGCGAAACAAAGGAACGAGACACGAAAGAGCAGUUGGAAAAGGCCGUGCUGCAGGUUGCUCAGCUGCAGCAAGAAAACAGCGUCAUGCUUGGUAGGAUGGACAUAUCGUCAGCACGCAUAGAUGAGCUGGAGACGGAACUAGCGUCCAAGGUCGCACCUUCAGAUGAGAACGUCACGGCAGAUGGCGUCCUGGCGGCUGAAGAGAAGCGCCUUUUUGUUGAGCAGAUCGAACUGUUGCACCAACGGAUUCGAGAUCUGGAGCAGGAGAAGUUUGAGCAAAUGCAGGAGGCAUUGUCAUCCGGGCGCUUAUCAGCUUCUGGCUCUAGCUAUCAAGGACUUCGUAAGGGUGUUGAAGGCGAGUGCGAGAAUUGGGAGGCUGUGAAGGAGCGCGAGCAGGCAGCAGAGCGUGCUUUAGCCACUGCGGAGGCGAUCAAGUGCGAGGCGCGAGAAAUGCUAGCUGUGGCCGCGCAUACUGGUGGAAUUGCAGAGGAGCGUGAGAAAUUGAUGGCUCUCUUCAAAGAGUCUGUGAACGAAAUGUUUUUCCGAUUCCAGGAUUUGUUCGAAGAGGAGACAGCUGUGGAUGGCAAACAAGUGCUCACGGCCAUUCGAAAGGUGCUGAAGUCUAGCACGAAGAGCAUCAUGCAGCAACUGCUAGAACCUCCCCGUCUGCAGAUUGACGUCAAGAACGACGGCAACAUGAGCGAUGGUCCGCCAGCACCUCCACAGCAGAACACCGGCACCUUGGGCACUGGCGCAGCUACCGAUGGAUUUGUCGAGACUAGUGAUGAAUUUGUCGAGACUGCUGAUGCAGAUGAGGUCGUUUUGGCUUCUACUGAGGACGAAUCGCUUGAUGUCGCCGAGAGGAAGUCGUCUGUCACCGCCACUGCUGAUGCUGAUGCAGAUGCCGAGGUGCCACGCACGUCCGGACCUGAAGCGAAAACAGACACGGUCGAUGGCACACCAGCCGUUCUGUCCCCUGACGCUGCUCCUGCGGGGCCGUAA
Molecule: messenger RNA, 3090 nt
Organism: Peronospora matthiolae
Lineage: Eukaryota; Oomycota; Peronosporomycetes; Peronosporales; Peronosporaceae
Source: the annotation of a GenBank genome assembly